GAUUUUAAUACCUGAGUUAAGUAAUUGAUUGUUGUGACAUUGUCCUUGGGUUUAAUCGUGUUCUUGAUUCACCGAUGGCUACUACUGGAACUUCAAAUAGUCUACCACACUUGCAAAUAACCUCUGUGAAGUUGGAUGGAACUAAUUACCCAUCUUGGUCCACUGCUGUUGAAGUUUAUCUUACUUCCACUGAACAAAGUGAUUAUCUUAAAUCUACGGCCCCUUUAGAUCAAAGUAAGGUACCCGAUUGGCUUGCUAGAGAUGCAAUGAUCCGUACCCAUUUAUGGAAUAAUAUGAAUCCUAAUAUUAGUCCUCAUUUCAUUCAGUGCAAAUCUGCUAAGGAAGUCUAGGAAAUACUUUAUUAUGGAGAGAAUGACAUGACACGAGUGUGUGACACUUGGGAGGCCCUAUUUGAUCUUCACCGUGGGAAUCAAUUUUUAUCCGAGCAUUACGCUCGUUUCAUGACGCUUUGCGGGCAAUUGGAUACUUACCUUCCAACUUGGAAUGAUUCGACUAUCCUCAUCAAACGACAAGAGCAUCUUCGAGUUAUACUAUAUCUCAAGGCAUUAGGGCUCGAAUAUUCCCCACUUCGCCCGCAGAUUACCUCUCGUAGUUCCCUUCCUACGGUGGAUGAGAUUUUCUCUCGAGCUCUUCGGUCGACCCCCGCUGAAAAGAUCUCUACCCCAUCUAUGGAGGUAAGUGCUACGAUUUCUCAUGGCACUAAUGCGUGUGGAGCUCGUGGUCGUGGUUACGGGGGUCGUGGCCGUGGUUUUGCUCAGAGUGGAGGUCGUGAUAGAGGCAUUGGUGCUCGUAGUGCCUCUAUCUUUGGUGGUGGUCAUGGUUCCCGCUACCGUAAUCAUUGUCAAAGAACUGGACAUACAGAGGCUUAUUGUUAUAUACUUCAUCCGGAACUCCAACCUACUUUUACAGCUUAUGCAGAGGUGAAACAGACUCCACAAGACUCUACUUUUACCCCCCACCGGACUCCACCAGACUCUACCGAUGUGCAAAACACGAGUGGUUCAAUUACAUUGACAGUUUCUGAGUAUGAUGCAUGGGUUCGCUCCCAACCGGUAACAGGUCCUUCAGCUCCUACCGCAACUCUAGCACAAACAUCAAAAGGUAGUUCAUCUUGUUUACUCUCGGCAGCGUCCGACUCUUGGGUCAUAGACUCUAGAGCUACUUAUCAUAUGACUGGAUCCGAGGAAUGAACAGAUGAUUGGUGGGGGACAUGAAUCCCAUGGUCUGUAUUACCUUGACAAGAAGGUGCUAGCUGUUGUAGUUGUGAAAUGCACAUACUCUGAUGUGUUUAGGAUGCAUUGUCGUGCUGGUCAUUCGCCACCAAACACCCUUCAACGUUUAUUUCCCGAGUCCGAGUCCGUUAGUUCUUUUCAGUAUUAGACUUGUCGGUUUAGUAAACAUCAUAGGGUUUCUUUUCCUUCUCGUAUUCGUAGUCGAGUAUCAAGUCCAUUUGAGUUGGUUCACUCCAAUGUUUGGGAUCCGUGUCGUGUUUCUGAUAUUUCUGAUUUCAGAUAUUUUGUUACAUUCAUGGAUGAUUUUUCCCGAAUGACUUGGUUAUUCUUAAUAAAAGAUCGUCUUGAGAUUUUUCA
Messenger RNA from Rhodamnia argentea, 1610 nucleotides. RefSeq lists its product as uncharacterized. The record is from RefSeq and is a predicted model, not a curated record. The transcript has 2 exons. The coding region runs from base 378 to 1211 and encodes 277 amino acids. NCBI's taxonomy places the organism in Eukaryota, Viridiplantae, Streptophyta, Magnoliopsida, Myrtales, Myrtaceae.